Molecule: messenger RNA, 1195 nt
Organism: Oppia nitens
Lineage: Eukaryota; Metazoa; Arthropoda; Arachnida; Sarcoptiformes; Oppiidae
Product: death-associated protein kinase 2-like
Exons: 8
Coding region: 74-1195 (373 amino acids)
Biological process (GO): protein phosphorylation; positive regulation of apoptotic process; intracellular signal transduction
Cellular component (GO): nucleus
Molecular function (GO): protein serine/threonine kinase activity; ATP binding
Source: RefSeq, a predicted model, not a curated record
UGUUUCGUAAACUAUUUUUUUAUUGUUAUUAUUAUUAUUGGUGUCCAUUGAGUGCUAAUCUACCGGCAAAACUAUGAUGAAGACAUUGGACCAGCGUUUCAUUGACCGGUUCGACACAUUUGAGGUGAUCGGCAGCGGUAAGUUUGCAACAGUCCGUCGGUGUGUGGAAAGGGAGACAAACAAUGAAUUUGCGGCUAAAUUCAUACGCAAACGGAGUUCAACCGGAAGAAUGGGUCAGACGGUGGACGAUAUUAACCGAGAGAUUGAUUUAUUGCGACAAAUAAACCACAAAAAUAUCAUCAAACUGUACGAUGUGUUUGAUUGUGGCAAUGAAGUGAUCAUUGUCUUAGAGUUAGUCAAAGGCGGAGAACUGUUUGACUUAAUCAGUGAAAAGGGUGUCUUAGCUGAAGACGAGGCCAUCCAUUAUAUCCGACAGAUAUUGAUGGCUAUCAAGCAUUUGCACGACAAGAGUAUUGUUCACUUGGAUCUGAAACCGGAGAAUAUUCUGCUGAGAGAUAAAACUACUAAACAAAUCAAAUUAAUUGAUUUCGGAAUUUCCCGAAAAAUUAUAAAUGAUUGCGAAGUUAAAGGAUUGUACGGAACGCCAGAGUUUGUCGCACCAGAAAUAAUUAAUUAUGAAUCGGUAAACACUGGGACAGACAUGUGGGCAAUCGGGUGUAUCUCAUAUAUAUUGUUGAGCGGCGCCUCACCAUUUCUGGGCGACACCAAACAGGAGACAUUUGUCAACAUUACGGCCGUCGACUAUCAAUUUGAUGACCAAUACUUUGCCGAUAUUAGCCAAUUAGCCAAAGAUUUUAUAUCGGGAUUAUUAAUCAAAAAUUCAAAAAAAAGACUAUCAGUUGAUGAUUGUCUAAAUCAUAAAUGGAUCCAAUUAUCAUCAAUGGGUUACCAACAAAAUCAUAGUAUUGACAUUGAUAUUGAUAAAUUUAUUACAUGUAAUAAUAAUAUUAACAAUCAUCAUAAUCAUUGCCAUAAUGUUACAAAUAAUGAAUUUAUUAAUACAAUUGCUAGAAAUCAUUGGAAGAGAGCCAUCGGUUCUGUUAUCAUAUGUUAUCGAUUAGUAAAAAAAUUCAAAGAAAAUCUAAGUCAACAUAAACUCAGUUCAACUACUAUUGAAUCGCCUGAACAUCGAUACAGCGAUAUAUUUGAGACAUUCUUUGUCUGGUAUUAUUAA